Rangifer tarandus platyrhynchus (Svalbard reindeer) is the source of this 324-nucleotide messenger RNA. The record is from the annotation of a GenBank genome assembly. NCBI's taxonomy places the organism in Eukaryota, Metazoa, Chordata, Mammalia, Artiodactyla, Cervidae.
AUGACCCUGGAGGAGCUGCAGGAGUGGGAGGAGGAGGAGUUGAACGUGGGGUCACUCUCGUGCUCACGAAGUUGGUCAAGAACAGCACCCAGGGGCUCAUCAACCACCGGAACAACAGAACGCUCCUGGGCUAGGGCCCUGGAUCUGCCCCAGAAAGAGGAUCCACCUCUGCCCCGACUUGAAUGGGGAACGCCGGCCAGCAGCACACUCAAGACAGAGGACCAGGCCCAUCUUUUGAACAUCAAAGAGUCGACGGGCUUCCAGGUGACCUUGGCGGAGGGAAAGAGAAGCGGGGAAGCCCCAAGCCCCGUGUUGAUGGUAUAA